GCGGCUUCAGCGGCAGCCGGGGAGGGGCUGAGAGCAUCGCGGUCAGGGUCCGCGCGGUGUCGCGGACUAACGGCCGCUGGAGGGGCCCCGGUCUGAAGCGGAGACCUCGGGCAUUGGACGGAAAGGAAGGAGCGGAGCCAUGGAGGGCAGCGGAGGCAACAGCAACAGGACCUCGGGAGGCCUGGCGGGGUUUUUCGGCGGGAGCGGCGCAGGGGUGAGCUACUCGAACGCCGAUCUGGCCGGAGUCCCCCUUACUGGUAUGAGUCCUCUGUCUCCAUAUUUAAACGUGGAUCCCAGAUAUCUUAUACAGAAAGCUCUGCUCUAUAGCGCAUUUGGUGUUGUCAUAGAAAAAACAAGAGGUGCAGAAGAUGACAUCAAUACAGUAGCAGCUGGAACCAUGACAGGAAUGUUAUAUAAAUGUACAGGUGGUCUUCGUGGAGUAGCAAGAGGUGGUCUGACAGGACUAACCCUUACUAGCCUGUAUGCAUUGUAUAACAACUGGGAGCAUAUGAAAGGUUCCUUGACACAACAGUCGCUUUAGAGCUUAUACUGAGAACUGAAUGGAUAGAGGACACAUCAAAAGUUCUCCAGGUUGAUUUGUAAAAAUCAAUUUGGGGCAAUAUUCUGAUCUACCUACAUUUAAUAUGAAAAAAAAUAACAGGAUCUUUUGUACUGUCAUGAAGAUCACUGGCACAGUUUACCAGGACUGGCACUUCUUCCAGCCAGUAGUGUUGGAGCCAAAAGCAUCUGAUGCCUCAUUGAGUAGCACAGUCAUCAUUUUCUCCUUUGAAAACUUUCUGCUGCAUGUCCACUCUCCACUACCCCUGAACUUUUGAAAUAAGACUUGUUCCCAGAUUCAGGUCACAUAAUUGUGAACAUCAUACCCACCAGGUUAAUUCAUUUAAUGAUUUAUUGUGAACUAUAAUACACUGCUUUAUUCCCAAUAAAGAGUGUUCCUCGAACCAAAA
Vombatus ursinus (common wombat) is the source of this 968-nucleotide messenger RNA. Its product is annotated as mitochondrial import inner membrane translocase subunit Tim23-like. Gene Ontology annotation, cellular component: TIM23 mitochondrial import inner membrane translocase complex; mitochondrial inner membrane. Lineage: Eukaryota; Metazoa; Chordata; Mammalia; Diprotodontia; Vombatidae. The transcript is spliced from 5 exons. Bases 140 to 541 code for a protein of 133 amino acids. Gene Ontology annotation, molecular function: transmembrane protein transporter activity. The record is from RefSeq and is a predicted model, not a curated record. Gene Ontology annotation, biological process: protein import into mitochondrial matrix.